Molecule: messenger RNA, 438 nt
Organism: Closterium sp. Naga37s-1
Lineage: Eukaryota; Viridiplantae; Streptophyta; Zygnematophyceae; Desmidiales; Closteriaceae
Source: the annotation of a GenBank genome assembly
ACAGCAAUGGAGUGCCCUGUAAUUGGUCCGCUGAGUCGUGCCGCUCAGCUGACAGGCUGGCAGACGCUGCUGCUGCACCUGCUGUGGGAGCGCGCCAAGGGGCAGGGAAGCUUCUGGGAAGAUUACAUAGCCAUGCUGCCAUAUGAACAGGAGAUGUCCCGUACACAUCCCCUCAUGCUCCCUGAUGACUGGCUCCGCUAUUGGUUGCAAGGCUCCCCGCUGCUCCAAACCAUCCAAUCACGUGGCGACAUGUGCAGGGAUGAUGCUGCAGCGUUGGUAGCGGCAGGAGCAAACAAAUUACCUUUGCCAUCACAGCAGCAGCUGCAGCAGCAGCAGCAACAACAACAACAAUUGGUAUCAGAGCAGUCGGUGCGGUGGGCUGCCAGUGUGCUUCUCAGCAGAGCCUUCGCCCUCGACCUGUCACUGGACCCUCUCAAG